AGGGGAGGCGCGCGCUUGAUGUCCUCUCCAACCCUCUGCUGUUCUAACGUAAAGCGAGUGUGUCCUGUGGUACCGCUGGUAAGGGGCUCGGAUCGCGUGCGUCGGUGCCUCCUCCUGAAGUGCUCUCUGCAUCGGGGAGAAUCCGCCGCCGCCGCGUUACGCGUGGAAUGGUCUUGCGGGGUUUGGAGUAGAAAUGUGUUCAGAAAGGCUCACUUCCAGCCCGCAACCAGAGCCAUGCCCAGCUUACCUUGCAAGCGAAUCUAUGACAUCUUGUUUUUAUUCAUUACGACUUUGAUAUGAGUGAUAUUUGCUCGGAUACCGCCGAGGAGUGAAGAAGAUAAACACAGGCUUGAAGGACGUUGUUUUCGCUGCAGAAACCUCUGCAUUUAGGAUUCUUCUUCUUUUUUUUUGAUGGAGCUGGAGAACAUAGUAGCCAACACUGUACUGCUAAAAGCGAGAGAGGGUGGAGGAGGAAAGCGGAAAGGGAGGAGCAAAAAAUGGAAGGAGAUCCUUCGUUUCCCCCAUAUAAGCCAGUGCACUGAGCAGGGAAACAGCAUUGAAAGGGACUAUGUCAGCAUCUGUGAGAAACAGCCUAUCGGACGGCUACUGUUCCGUCUUUACUGUGACACCAGACCUGAGCUGCAACGAUGCAUCCAACUACUGGACGCACUGGAAGACUACGAGGUGACACCUGAUGAGAAUAGAAAAUGCCGAGGGGACCAGAUCAUCAAAACCUUUCUCUCAAAACAAUCACCUCAGCGUGUAGACAUAGCAGAGGUUUUUGCAGAACAGUGCAGAGAGAACCUCGAGCUGAGUCCAUGUAAGGAGAUCUUCAGCAACUGCCACAAGACCGUCCAUGACUACCUGAGUGAAGGUCCAUUCUUGGACUACCAGAACAGCAUGUACUUUGACCGAUUCCUGCAGUGGAAGAUGCUGGAGAGGCAACCAAUCACUAAAGACACAUUCAGACAGUACCGAGUGCUGGGGAAAGGGGGAUUCGGAGAGGUGUGUGCCUGCCAGGUUAGAGCGACAGGAAAGAUGUAUGCCUGUAAGAAGCUGGAAAAGAAGAGGAUAAAGAAGAGGAAAGGGGAAUCCAUGGCUCUCAACGAGAAGUUGAUUUUAGAGAAAGUCAACAGUAGAUUUGUUGUGAGUUUAGCGUAUGCCUAUGAAACCAAAGACGCUCUCUGUCUGGUGCUUACCAUCAUGAACGGUGGAGACUUGAAGUUUCACACCUACAACAUGGGCACGCCAGGCUUCGAGAAAGACAGGGUCCAGUUUUACGCUGCGCAAAUCUGCUGUGGCCUGGAGCAUUUGCACAGGGAAUCCAUUGUCUACAGGGACUUGAAACCAGAGAAUAUCCUAUUAGAUGACAAUGGACACAUUCGUAUCUCUGACCUGGGGCUGGCCAUCAAAGUGCCUGAAGGAGAACUCAUCAGAGGCAGAGUGGGGACUGUGGGCUACAUGGCUCCGGAGGUGAUAAACAAUGAAAAGUACGGCAUGAGUCCUGAUUGGUGGGGGCUGGGCUGUCUGGUGUACGAGAUGACCGCCGGGCGGUCGCCCUUCCGCGCCCGCAAAGAACGAGUGAAGCGAGAGGAAGUGGAGCGCAGGGUGCAGGAAGAGGAGGAGGAGUAUAGCGACAAGUUCACCGCGGACACAAAGGCCAUCUGUAGAAUGCUGAUGACCAAAGACCCCAAGCAGAGGCUGGGGUGUCUGGCGGACGGAGCGGCAGGCGUCAAGGCCCACCCCUUCUUCAAAAACAUCAAUUUCAGGAGACUGGAGGCAGGAAUCGUGGAGCCCCCUUUUGUGCCUGAUCCUCGGGCAGUGUACUGUAAGGAUGUUUUGGACAUAGAGCAGUUCUCCACAGUCAAGGGAGUAAAUUUGGACCAAACUGACAAUGACUUCUACUCCAAAUUUACUAUAGGCAGUGUUUCCAUCCCAUGGCAGAAUGAGAUGAUUGAAACUGAGUGUUUCAGAGAUUUGAAUGUGUUUGGGCCUCAAGGGACCAGGCCUCCGGAUCUGGACUGGAAUCAGCCACCAGAGCCGCCCAGACGCAGCCUGCUGGACAGGAUCUUCAGGAGGCAUCACCCGGAGGUGUCCAUCUCCCACAGCCGUGUGCAGUCUUCCAGUGUAAACUCUGUGGACUCCAUGUCCAACUCUGCCCCCUAGUGGCACAGGGACAGUGUGGGAGCCCUACACACUUAAAGGGAAGGAGCUCUGAGGGGCUUCCCCGCUGCUGAUUGGUCCACAGCCGGGGCAUGAGCAGCAGCUGGAGACAGCCUGUCUAAAAGCCUGAAUGGUCGUGCCAUGGGGGU
Molecule: messenger RNA, 2312 nt
Organism: Pungitius pungitius (ninespine stickleback)
Lineage: Eukaryota; Metazoa; Chordata; Actinopteri; Perciformes; Gasterosteidae
Gene: grk5l
Product: G protein-coupled receptor kinase 5 like
Exons: 16
Coding region: 412-2166 (584 amino acids)
Biological process (GO): regulation of signal transduction; protein phosphorylation; signal transduction
Cellular component (GO): cytoplasm
Molecular function (GO): G protein-coupled receptor kinase activity; ATP binding
Source: RefSeq, a predicted model, not a curated record